This is a messenger RNA of Scutellospora calospora, 1683 nucleotides long. The record is from the annotation of a GenBank genome assembly. NCBI's taxonomy places the organism in Eukaryota, Fungi, Glomeromycota, Glomeromycetes, Diversisporales, Gigasporaceae.
AUGGAUUCCUUGGAUUUCUGCACUAAUUAUAAAAUAGCAAAUUCAUUAGAUGAUCAUGAAUUAAGUCAUCAAGACAACUUUGAAGUACUUCCUGAAGAUAGUUCAGCUCAUAAUAUAGCAACUGACGAAAACUCUGAGCCAGAACAUGGGAAUUAUAUUGAAGUUGAUUACCUCGAUUUGGGGGAUUUAAUUGAGCAUGAAAUCCAAGAAUUGACAACUGAAGCUCAAAUUGACGGGGUAGCUGAUGUUGCUUAUCAGACUCAUUUAGUAGUAAACUUAGACAAUGCUGUGAUUCAAGACAAGACGGCCAAGGAAAUAGCUAACCUAAUAAUUACUGAAAUUGAAGAAAUGUCGAAAAAAUUUGGUGAUACGGUUGGACAGUUUUAUUAUUUUUGUUGUCAGUCGAUAGAAGCAAAAAGUGAAAAUUAUAAAGAUUCUAAUAGAAAAUGGUGGAUACGCUAUGAUUUCAUUAAUGCAAUAGAAGUUAAUAUCUUUCAUGGUUCUCUUCAUCCACGCUCGGAUCUUUGCAUUGAGUUGCCUGAUGAAUUACAAGAAGAGAUUAAAGCACACUCACAUCUUACUGCGAUAGAAUUGAAAAAUCAUUUUCAAAAAUUAUUCCAACGCUAUGAUAACCAUAUAGAAUCUGCAUGUAAACUACUAAGUGAGUAUGAAUGUCAUAGCUUCCAGCAUUGCUUAGAAAUAAAAGAUUCAGAUGCUACUGCCAUUGGAUUUAUUAUGCCCUUGCUAGAAAAAAUUAAAAAUUUCAAUAUUAGCAUCAAUGAGAUCUAUUUUGAUGCAACUUACAAAACAGCAAGAGGGCGCUAUGAACUCUAUGGUACUAUAGCUGAUGUAGAAGGUACCGGCUUCCCAAUUGCAUAUUUAAUCCUUGAUACAACAAAAGUAUCUAAUACAAGUACUAGCACAGGAAAGCGUCGUAAAAUUAUAGAGUUGUUCUUAGCAACUAUAAAGACACGUAAUAUAAAUCCGGAUUUUGUGUUUACUGAUAAGGAUUUCGCUGAAAUUAAUGCUGCAACUAAUGUGUGGGGGCAUUCAUGUGAAACACAACUACAUAUAACCUAUGAUAUUAACCAAGCUAUGAAUGAAUUUGACUUUAUUAAUCCGGCAUUUUAUCCCACAGAGGAUGAUUGUGAUCCAAAAAAAUAUAUCGUUUGCCUAUCAACAUGUCAAUCAAUAGUUUUGGUGCUUAUGCAAAAGCAUUUUGAUAUGCACCCUCUGAUACCUGUAGAUGCUCAAGGAAACACCUUAACAUCGACAAAUAUCAGGCAAAAUGCUAUUGUAACUGGUGUUAUAACACCAUGGUGGUGGGAUGAUUUUAAAAAAGCAUGGAAUACAGCUGACACAAAAGACCAAAAUAUAAAUAUUAAUGUUAAGGGUAAAAGAAAGCGAAGCAUUAAUAAAAAAACAACUGACUCAAAAAGUUCAUAUUUCACAGAUAUUAAUUGUUGGGUUUGUAGCUGUCCAGCUUUUCUUGGAAAUAAUUUUAUACGUCGCACUACUCCUCCAUUUCUCGUUCUAAAAGAUUAUGAAAGUGAUAGAGUUACACCUGAUACCUCAUCUAUUGUACCUUUUGAAAUGGAAACUAAUAUCAAUAACAUGUCUUAUAGUAUUGAUAUUGAUGAAGAUCUGGAAGAAGAAGCCCGUUUCUACGUUGAGUCAAAUUAG